AUGGCUCAUUCGCCACCGCUCACUCCUCCGUCAUCGCCGAGUUGUAAAGGUCCACCAUCGGCACUCUCAUUUCAUGGAGUUCAUCCUAUAGGUACACCCAGCGCAAACUGCUUAGCGGAUUGCCUUGGGGUUUCGCCGCUUUAUCGCCAACAAAAUUCGGCUCGUUGGCAAAGCGCAGCACAAAUUUACAGAAGUUAUCAAAGCAGCCGGACACAUAGUCGUGCCCACAGCCCAGCACCGGAUGGAUUUCACGAAGCAUUCAUAUAUCCGCCAAGUUUGACUCCAGCAUUAAUAUCCGAUCAUCUUUCCACUGUUCACAACACUUUCGGAACACCACUUUCUCUCGUUGAAAUAGGUCGCGCUAAUCGAAAACGUCAUGCUGAAGCUGGUGAUGCACUAAAUGAACAAAGUGUUGGAGGUCCUUUAGAAUUAGAAGCUAUAGCCGCCGUGCACGAACUCUCGGAUGAAGUACGCUCAAUUGCUGUCUCAGAAAUCUUACCGAGAACAGCCGAUUUGAUUUUCGUAAAUAUCAAAACUGUUGAGGGUCAUCCUUAUACGUUAGAAUUAACAAUGAAAGGAUGGCGGAUUGCAUCGUUGCAAUGUGAUAGUAUGAAUGGAGAUUAUAAACGGGUUGAAUUGCAUGCGAAAUAUUAUGACAAUGCCAGGCAACUUCUUGAAGAGAUUUCACCAGCACAUUCACAGUACUUUACCAAAUGUCUGACUGAAAAAUUAACUCAACUUCAUGCUUGGAGGAAAGCUCAGGAAGAAAUGGAAGAUGUGGAUGUAGAGUCACCUAACAAACAAACAGAUAAAGCUUCAACUAGCUCGAAAAAAGAAACAAAAGAAAGUGAUGAAAAUGACGAUUUGUCAGAUGAUGGUCUCGUAUUCACUGUGAACGAAAGUAGUAAUAGGUGAAGUGUUCGAUUGCCUUCCUCCCUUCACAAACGUUAUUUUGUAAAUUUUAAGG
Molecule: messenger RNA, 967 nt
Organism: Loa loa (African eye worm)
Lineage: Eukaryota; Metazoa; Nematoda; Chromadorea; Rhabditida; Onchocercidae
Exons: 6
Coding region: 1-915 (304 amino acids)
Biological process (GO): regulation of canonical Wnt signaling pathway
Cellular component (GO): cytoplasm
Molecular function (GO): protein kinase A binding; kinase regulator activity
Source: RefSeq, a predicted model, not a curated record